Molecule: messenger RNA, 666 nt
Organism: Trichomonas vaginalis G3
Lineage: Eukaryota; Parabasalia; Trichomonadida; Trichomonadidae
Product: transcription-initiator DNA-binding domain ibd family
Exons: 1
Coding region: 1-666 (221 amino acids)
Source: RefSeq, a predicted model, not a curated record
AUGACAUUUGAGCGCAGUUUUGCACGGCGUGCUGUCAAUAAUGUGUUCCAAGACUUCGAUUUUCCACUAAUAGACAAUUUGCCUUUGCACUGGGAUUUAAUUUCACAAGCAGAUCUUGAUGACUAUGUUACAUUACGCAAAAAUUUCUAUGACGAGAUACGUAAGUCCAAAAAGGGCGAGAGACACGAUGCCUUCAUACGCAGACUUAGAACAAUUCAUGACUUUGUUCAGCGUGGCGAUAAAGAUGACUGGAAACGAGGUCUUGUUUGUGGAAUUCUGUUUCUUUCAAAGGGAAUUGCCAUUCACAUACAACAAUUUCGGUUGCUGUUAGGUAAAUGCAAAUCUUCCAUCAAUGGUUCUUUGCAACAGAUUGGAUUCAUUGCACAUCCUCAAGGUGGCCCAGUUGAGCAAGAAUUGUACUCAAUGGUUCCUAUAUUUCAACGAGAAAAGAGUGAAAUCAAGAAAUGGACAGUUAGGGACAACACGCUAAACGUAAUUCUGUUUUCAGAUGAUCACAAGAUACUGAAUAAUCCUCCAGAGCUCGUUAACAAUGUUGGAACUGAAGCAAUUGAGCCAGUUAUGCGUCAUUUUAACGUUCCAAUCAAGUUUCGCCUGAAGUAUUAUCAUAUCCUUCAUACAAGUGUUGCAACACAGACAGAUGAAUGA